Anopheles moucheti is the source of this 3306-nucleotide messenger RNA. RefSeq names its product ceramide transfer protein (gene cert). Gene Ontology annotation, biological process: ER to Golgi ceramide transport. Gene Ontology annotation, cellular component: Golgi apparatus. The record is from RefSeq and is a predicted model, not a curated record. Gene Ontology annotation, molecular function: phosphatidylinositol-4-phosphate binding. Lineage: Eukaryota; Metazoa; Arthropoda; Insecta; Diptera; Culicidae. The transcript is spliced from 8 exons. Bases 444 to 2207 code for a protein of 587 amino acids.
UAUUCGUAGGCAAAUACUGUCCGGAUGUGUUUGUCAGCGCGCCAGAGCGUUUGAAAGUGUGCCUGUAUUAUAGCAAGGUUUAUUUUUGAUGCAGUCCUUAAGCGUUGUAACCGCUUCAUACUGUGAACGAAAUUGAUUCUUCAAAAGUGGUUUUGUUUUGUUUCUGCAAUCUGCACUACCGGGGCAUAACGAAGCUAACGACAGCAUAGAAGGAAGGUGAAGUGGCAUACUGAUAGCAGCGUUGCCGUACACAAAACACGAGAGAGAGAAAGUUGUGGAAAGCUAGUGUUUUGGCUGUUAUUUUUUGGGAAAGUCUUGACCAACGGAGCGAAGUGUGCGGUACGCAGUGUGGUAAAAACUCGUGAAAAACUCAAGACCGCUAACCGGAGCGUACCGGAGCAGCAAAAGCAGACAGGGCAGACGCAACUUGACUCGCACUUGCAAUGGCCGACGAGUACUAUGGGCAGAACAAUUCGAACAGUGAUGACUCAGAGGUAGAACUGAACCUGAGCAGUCCGGAGUUGAAGGGUUAUCUGAGCAAGUGGACAAAUUACAUACACGGUUGGCAGCCACGCUUCAUUGUGCUGAAGGAUGGCACAUUGUCGUACUACAAAAGCGAACAGGACAGCGAUUUUGGAUGCCGGGGUGCGAUCAGCCUACAGAAGGCAACGAUCAAGUCUCACGAAUUUGAUGAAUGCCGGUUCGAUGUGGCGAUUGGACAGAACGUGUGGUAUCUGCGUGCCGAAACACAGGAAGAUAAAGGCAAUUGGAUCGAGGUACUGCAAUCGUACAAAACGGACAUCCCGGAAACGAUUAGCUUAAGGCGUCACGGGAGCACAAUUUCGUUACAAUCCAACACGCUGUCCACGGCAAGUGGUAGCAGCCUAAAGCGGGUUAGUCGAGGCCUAAGAGAAAAGCUGCACGAAAUAGAAACCUUUCGCGAUAUUCUUUACGGACAGAUCGACACACUGCAGCGGUACUUUGACGCCCUCCACGCCAAAAACGAAGACCAGCCGCCGCUCGAUUUGGGUGAUGGUUUGAAGCCGAUAGAUUUCCGCGGCGAAGCGAUAACGUUCCGCGAAACGACGGCCGGUGUGAUCAUCACACUGCAGCACUGCCUCGAUAUUAUCUCACAGAAAGAGGAAAGCUUCAAGAAAAAGCUCGACAAGGAACAGGAACGGCGGAGAAAGGCGGAAGAAUUGUACCGAGCUUGUAGAGAUGAGCUAUCGAAGAAUAGAAAUUCUGUAAUUCCUGGACCAGACCUAGAGGAAGGACCGCAUUCAACUAUCCCCGAGGAUGAAUUCUUCGACGCGGUCGAAACUGGGCUGGACAAGAUCGAGGAAGAUCGUCAACUGCGUGUGCGGCUGAAGUAUCAAUCGCAACAGUCGCAGAUAAGCAACGUGAGUUCGUUGCACAGCCCGAACGCAGAAGCGGAGGAUGAGAUACCGCAGCUGUCGGAGGAUUUCGGUACCGGUGCACAAGCGAAGAGCCACAACCUUUGGCCAGAAAUUGAUCGGAUCUGCACCGAGCAACUGACGCAAGCGCGGCAAGGUGUCGGUGAGGAUGGCAACGGUUGGCAGCUGUUUGCCGACGAGGGCGAGAUGAAGAUGUACCGGCGCGAGGAGGAGGUGGACGGUAUGGUGAUCGAUCCGCUAAAAUCCUGCCACGUGGUAAAGGGUGUUACUGCCCGGGAAAUGUGCCAUUACUUCUUCGAUCCGGCGUACCGGAACGAUUGGGAAACGACACUGGAGGAUGUGCAGAUCGUUGAUAACGUUGCACCCGACACGCUCGUCUUUCUGCAGACGUACAAACGCAUCUGGCCCGCCAGCCAGCGGGAUGCACUGUUUUGGUCGCAUAUGCGCCGCAUCACCGAUAACGUGGACACCGGUGCGAACGAUGUGUGGAUCGUGUGCAAUCAUUCCAAUCAGAACGAAGAGUAUCCGCCCGCAAACCAAGGCAAAUGUGUACGAAUCUAUCUAACGGUGAUAUUAGUUUGCCAAACCUACCUGCCACCGGGCAAGGACAGCACAACGGCAACGCGAGAUGAUCUGACCUGCAAAAUUACCUACUGUUCCACUGUUAAUCCUGGCGGCUGGGCCCCAGCGACCGUGCUGCGCGCUAUCUAUAAGAAAGAAUAUCCAAAGUUCCUUAAGCGUUUCACCGGAUAUGUUGUUGACCAAUGUAAAGCAAAACCGAUCAUGUAUUAGAAUCUUGAGCAGGAUAGGCUUGGUUGGUUUAUUAUGUUUAUAUAUAUUUUUUGUUAGAAUUUAAGAGAUCUAGAUGUUGUUAUAUAUGUAUGUGUACUUAUGUACACAAAAAAAACACACGCAUGCAUUAUAAUUCUUAUUUCCUUCGUGCUCGUGUGCUGCGUUAAGGGUACCGGUACAGCUUUACGAGAAGUUUAAGCGGAAAGAGUAAAACUAUUUAAGCAACCGCAGGGGAACAGUGCGUAACUUUUAACCCGAAAUAAUUUCGGAUGUAAUCUGUUGUAGCCAGGACGGUCUGCGCGGUUGAGCAGGGCAAACGAUUGAUUUCCCGCAUCCGACUGGAAUCUGGUCGAAACUGUCGAACAUAUCUUGAACGCAUUGUGUGAGGGUGAUAGGUGUCGUGUAGCUUGUAAAACAUGACAAGAUGGAUUUUCCAUUAGUGUGCUGUACAGGUGGAAGUUACUACUACUGCUGUGGGAAUGGUUGUGAAGGGAACCGGAGCAAUGGUACUGCCUGCAUACACUUGUUUUCCAGAGUAACACAAAGAUUCUCACAAUAGCGUUCGGUUUUAUUGUGCCUGCUCCACGUUUGCAGCAGAGACAGAUAGGACAAAAGCAAAGAAACAAUAGCAAGCAAGCAAACAAACAAACAGACGAACGAUAAAAACCGUAUAUCGCGGAGUUUUGAUACUUAGUGAAACAUUUCAGCUUGAACGUUGAAAUAUUUCACAACUUCAUCGCAGUACGUUACAAAGCGCGAAAGAGGCAGGGAAACGACCGCAAAGGGAAACCUCGCUGCCUUCGCGCUACAUCAGUCCCUUCCAGUGAAUUACGGGUGUGUAUUUGAUUUUUUUUUGUUUUGAGGAAGGAAAAGGAGACUUUUCGGAAGAUCUGGUUCACAGUGGAGCGUACAUAAGUGGCGUGUUAUUAGCGUUAACGUUUGAGCUAUCGGUGCAACCUUUCUAUUUCUUCUAAUACAUCUUUUCUUUUCCCCUUCCUGUUACUGACCGUUAGAAGUGAAGAAGCAAACCUGUGAGCAUUGUUAGAUAAUGUGCAAUGGAAAAGAAAAAUAUAUAUUGAAAAAUUUAACUAACACAUGA